CGCGCCAUGGGCCGGGGCGACGAGACCGAGCGCGUGGUAAUCAACGUGGGGGGUGUACGCCACCAGACGUACCGCAGCACCCUUCGCACGCUGCCCGGCACGCGCCUCGCGUGGCUCGCCGAGCCCGACGCGCCCGGCCGCUUCGACUACGACCCCGUGGCCGGAGAGUUCUUCUUCGACCGGCACCCGGGCGUCUUCGCGCACAUCCUCAACUACUACCGCACCGGGAGGCUGCACUGCCCCGCCGACGUGUGCGGGCCGCUCUACGAGGAGGAGCUCGCCUUCUGGGGCAUCGACGAGACGGAUGUGGAGCCCUGCUGCUGGAUGACCUACCGGCAGCACCGUGACGCCGAGGAGGCUCUCGACAGCUUCGGGGGCGGGGCGCCCGAGCCGGGCCACGAGGACGGCGACGCGGAGGGCGGCGCGUGCGGCGGCGAGCCGGCGGACGGCGACGAUGACCUGGAGAUGACCAAGAGGCUGGCCAUGGGGGACCCCGGCGAGGGCAGGGCGGGGGGCGUGUGCAGGCGCUGGCAGCGGCGCGUGUGGGCGCUCUUCGAUGACCCCUACUCGUCCAAAUAUGCAAGGUGGGUGGCUUUUGCCUCAUUGUUCUUCAUCUUGGUAUCCAUCACCACCUUUUGCCUGGAGACGCACGAGGCCUUUAACCCCAUCACUAACCGGACAGAACAGGAGGAGGUGGACAACGUCACACUGCAACAUGUUUACCAGGAGACUGAGACUGUAGUCUACCUCACCUACAUUGAAGGUGUGUGUGUGGUAUGGUUCACCUUCGAGUUUCUGAUGCGCAUCACCUUCUGUCCAGACAAGUCGGAGUUUAUUCGCAACGCUCUUAAUAUCAUUGACUUUGUGGCCAUCCUGCCCUUUUACCUGGAAGUGGGACUCAGUGGCCUGUCUUCCAAAGCAGCCAAGGAUGUGCUGGGUUUCCUGCGGGUGGUUCGUUUUGUGAGGAUCUUGCGGAUUUUCAAGCUCACGCGCCACUUUGUGGGUCUCCGGGUCCUGGGCCACACACUGCGGGCCAGCACCAAUGAAUUCCUGUUGCUCAUCAUCUUCUUGGCACUGGGUGUACUCAUCUUCGCCACCAUGAUCUACUAUGCUGAGCGAAUAGGGGCCCAACCCAAUGACCCAAGAGCCAGUGAGCACACACACUUCAAGAACAUUCCCAUUGGAUUUUGGUGGGCUGUGGUGACUAUGACCACUCUGGGCUAUGGGGACAUGUACCCCCAGACAUGGUCAGGCAUGCUGGUGGGGGCCUUGUGUGCCCUGGCUGGGGUGUUGACCAUUGCCAUGCCCGUUCCUGUCAUUGUCAACAACUUUGGGAUGUACUAUUCCUUGGCAAUGGCUAAGCAAAAACUGCCAAAGAAAAAGAACAAACAUAUUCCCCGGGCACCGCAUCUUGGCUCUCCCAAUUUCUGUAAGUCGGGCAUGAACUCUCCCCAUCACAGCACACAGAGCGACACCUGCCCCCUGGCACAAGAAGAGACUUUAGAAAUGAACAGAGCAGAUCCCAAAGUGAAUGGCGAGGCAGCUAAGGCGGCACUGGCGAAUGAAGACUGUCCUCAUAUAGACCAGGCCGUGUCGCCUGACGACGGCCAGAUCUUUAGCCCAAACGACAGAGGCGAGCAGCCAUGCUUCCUGCUAACCGCUGCUGAGCGGCCCGGUCACGCGGCGGGAAGAGUGAGGAGGGCCCCGCCCUCCCUGGGGCGGCCCCUGGGAGAGGCUCCGCCCACACUCAGCUCCCAGGUGUACCCGCUGCUGCAGCUAAAGUGGGUGCACUGCCAAGAGGACAAUCGCGCCAAGCUAACACACUGAGGCCCCUCACACAGCACACUGACACC
Scleropages formosus (Asian bonytongue) is the source of this 1853-nucleotide messenger RNA. RefSeq names its product potassium voltage-gated channel subfamily C member 1-like. The record is from RefSeq and is a predicted model, not a curated record. The transcript has 4 exons. The coding region runs from base 7 to 1827 and encodes 606 amino acids. NCBI's taxonomy places the organism in Eukaryota, Metazoa, Chordata, Actinopteri, Osteoglossiformes, Osteoglossidae. Gene Ontology annotation, biological process: action potential; protein homooligomerization; potassium ion transmembrane transport. Gene Ontology annotation, molecular function: delayed rectifier potassium channel activity; protein binding. Gene Ontology annotation, cellular component: postsynaptic membrane; voltage-gated potassium channel complex; axon terminus.